Messenger RNA from Malus domestica (apple), 2097 nucleotides. Its product is annotated as adenylate kinase 5, chloroplastic. Gene Ontology annotation, molecular function: ATP binding; AMP kinase activity. NCBI's taxonomy places the organism in Eukaryota, Viridiplantae, Streptophyta, Magnoliopsida, Rosales, Rosaceae. Gene Ontology annotation, biological process: nucleobase-containing compound metabolic process. The record is from RefSeq and is a predicted model, not a curated record.
AGAGAAGAAGAAAGAAUGUUGCUCCACUCUCUCUCUCCUCUUCACUCCUCCAAUGUCUACUCUCCCUCUCUCUUCCCCUUCCCUCCCUCUCCCUCUCUUUCCUCUUCUUCUUCUUCCUCUCUCUCCCUCGAAACGUCUUCGAACCGUAUCUGCUCUCUGCGUCUCUACAGCAAUGCCCAUUUGAGGAUCACCUACAAAUCCAACGGACUGAAGCUCAACUGUUCUCUGAAAGAGCCUCUGAAGGUGAUGAUAUCCGGUGCACCGGCGUCCGGCAAAGGCACUCAAUGUGAAUUGAUUGUCAACAAGUUUGGAUUGGUACACAUAUCAACGGGGGACCUUCUCAGAGCUGAAGUGUCAUCCGGGACGGAAAUUGGAAACAAGGCCAAAGAGUUCAUGAAUGCCGGUCGUCUGGUCCCCGAUGAAGUCGUGACAGCGAUGGUGACAGCACGGUUAUCACGCGAUGAUACAAAGGAAAAAGGGUGGCUUCUUGAUGGAUAUCCGCGGAGUUUUGAACAAGCGCAAAGUCUGCAAAAAUUGAAGAUUAUACCAGAUGUGUACAUUGUGUUAGAUGUUCCUGAUGAAACUCUAAUCGACAGAUGUGUUGGAAGAAGGCUAGACCCAGUUACAGGGAAGAUCUACCAUAUAAAAAGUUUCCCUCCGGAGACUGAGGAGAUUAAAGCAAGACUUAUUACUCGUCCUGAUGACACCGAGGAAAAAGUGAAGUCGCGUCUUGAAAUAUACAAGAAAAAUGCAGAUUCAAUCUCAGCCACAUACUCGAAUAUCAUGAAAAAGAUCGAUGGAAACCAUUCGAAGGAUGUUGUUUUCGAAGUAAUAGGCUCUAUACUAUCGCAAGUGCAGAAAGAUAAAGAAAUGAAGAUCAAAUUAGGAAAAAGUUGGAGUGGCUCAAAUCCGUCUUCAGUUGAGGAUAACUGGAGGGGAAUUCCUACUAAAUUGAAUAACGUUCCACAUUCUCGAGAAAUCAGGAAAUAUUUCUAUGAGGAUGUGCUGCAGGCCACCAAAAGAGCAAUAAACGAUGGAAGAACUCGACUAAAGGUAGAGAUCAAUAUUCCGGAGCUGAACCCAGAAAUGGAUGUUUAUCGAAUAGGAACCUUAACGGAACUUGUUCGAACUAUUGCUCUUUCAUUUGCAGAUGAUGGGAAACAUGUCAAGGUUUGUGUUCAAGGCUCGAUGGGGGAAGGUGCUCUUGCUGGAAUGCCAUUACAGCUUGCUGGUACUCGAAAAAUAUUGGAGUUCAUGGACUGGGGUGAAUACGAAGCUAUGGGGACGUUCAUCAACAUUGGUUCUAUAGGUGGCAAAGAGGUAGAAGAGCAAGAUGACCUGUUUAUCUUAGUAGCUCCUCAGAAUGCUGUUGGGAAUUGUAUUAUUGAUGAUCUAAGAGCCAUGACUGAUGCUGCAGGGAACCGACCAGUAAUUCUUAUCAAUCCUAGGCUCAAGGAUUUACCCGCUUCGAGUGGAAUCAUGCAAACCAUGGGACGCGACAAGAGAUUGGAGUAUGCUUCAUCAUUCGAAAAUUGCUAUUUCUUUCGGCUUCUCUAUUAUGCAGGAACCCAGUAUCCAAUUAUGGGUGCUCUCCGGUUUUCUUACCCGUAUCGCUACGAACUGUACAAGAGGGUGGAAGAUCCUUACGGGAAAGAGAAGUACGUAAUAUUGUCUACAUUCCCCGAAAAGCCAAGUAUUGAUGAAGUGAACGAUGCAUUUGAAGGAAAGCCUAGAAAUGAAAGCAAGAAAGCCGUAGGAUUUUGGGGAUUCUUGAGUGGUAUAUUUUGAGGUGGAAUCUUUAGGAAGGUGAUCGGGGACUGAAGAAAAAACAUGUAAAAUAUGUCUCAUCAGCAAGUUCUCACAUAAGAGCCGCGAACUAAGCAUACUGGGGUAAAGAGUGAAUGUUGUUAACCAAUUGAGUUACGUUUGAGUCACUUGUAACAUGUUUUUUUUUUUGUAUUUGUGCUUGAUGCAUUCAUUGCGUGUAUAUAUAUGUAUAUGUAUAUGCAUGAUAUAUUCAUACGACCAUUAGCCACAAAACUAGUUAUUUAUAAUUUUAUACCGAACUUAUCAUUAAUGAGAAUCGAACUUAAAGGA